Lytechinus variegatus (green sea urchin) is the source of this 2003-nucleotide messenger RNA. RefSeq names its product SoxE. Gene Ontology annotation, cellular component: nucleus. Gene Ontology annotation, molecular function: DNA-binding transcription factor activity, RNA polymerase II-specific; RNA polymerase II cis-regulatory region sequence-specific DNA binding. The transcript is spliced from 2 exons. Gene Ontology annotation, biological process: morphogenesis of an epithelium; negative regulation of transcription by RNA polymerase II. The record is from RefSeq and is a predicted model, not a curated record. NCBI's taxonomy places the organism in Eukaryota, Metazoa, Echinodermata, Echinoidea, Temnopleuroida, Toxopneustidae. The coding region runs from base 480 to 1979 and encodes 499 amino acids.
AGGUGGGGACGCAUGCUACUCCUCUAGCUUUCUUCGUUUUCCUAAUUGUGUCAAUAAACACCCUCCAGCUUCCCUCCUCUCGACGUGUCUUUACCCCAGUCAGUCAAGAGAGACCGGAUAACAAAAAGUCAGACGACUCAAGAGUCAAAUAAAGGGGAUUCGCAUGAAGUAACUGGUCCGGAGUAGAUUAUCGAAAUAAAGUUGGGCGCACUUUCUUCUUAACUUCAUUUCUGAGUUUACCCCUUGCGUCCCAUGCACGCACACUUCUUCCCUCUCUCUUGGAUUGAUAUUCCUGCAUCAACGCUUGUUCUUCACAUCUUCAAAGUAGAUGGUCACCAUCUCUCUGUUGAUAUUUGAUUCCUUAUUGCGACGUGGAUUGAGGAUUCUGGAUUGAGCUUUCGUUCAUUUUUAUCCUGAACAUACAUUUAUUUAUCUGCAAGGUAGACUUUUUUCAAAGAACAUAAUCACGAUUUCUCAAGAUGAGCAGCCCUGAAAGUUUAGAGCUUCAUCACUCUCUAUCGGAAGGAAGCAGUCCCAGGACUCCAGGCAGCGACUCGGAUGAUUCCUCCAGCGAAUGCUCCCGGGAGGACCUUGCCAUUCUUCCAGGUCGUGUGGACCCGUCAGCCCUCGUGGUCGGGCACGAAGGAGCGGCCACACAGUUCUCGCCAUCGAUCAAGGAUGCGGUGUCGAGGGUGCUGAAUGGAUACGACUGGUCCGUGGUUGCCAUCCCGACGAGGACGGGACCGAACGGGAAGAGGAAGCCACACAUCAAGAGGCCGAUGAACGCCUUCAUGGUCUGGGCUCAGGCCGCCAGGAAGAAGCUUGGCAAUCAGUAUCCUCAGCUCCACAACGCAGAACUCAGCAAGACCCUGGGGAAACUUUGGAGGUUGCUGUCAGACAAGGAGAAGCAGCCCUUCAUCGAAGAGGCCGAGCGUCUCCGUCAACAACACAAGAAAGAUUACCCCGACUACAAGUACCAACCAAGGCGUCGCAACAAGAACGACAACAGCAACACCAAGAAGCCCUGUCCUCCAAACAACCGCUCCACCUUGGUUCCCUCUCCGGAUUCAUCCAACCAUGUCUCCACCAAGGCGCUUCUCAGCGCUAUGGUCGGGGAAGAGAUCACUGAAGCCAACAUGAAGGAGAGAACAGAGAAGCUAGGGAUGAUGAUGGGAGGGGCAGGUGGACAAGGACCACCUACACCACCAACCACACCCAAGAACGACCUGGACUGCACACGCCCCAACAAAAGGCAGAAGUACUCUUUGAAAGUCAAGACAGAGAUGCCUGUCGACUUCGCUGGUGUUGACGUCCGCGACUUUGGUGGUGACAUCAUGGGGAUGGAGGAGUUCUCGUCGGAGGAGCUGGACCAGUACAUCGUUCAGACCAUUGCUAGUGUGACUGCAUCGCAACCGAUGCCAUGCCAGCAGGGUAUGGUUAGGCAGACCUGUGCCAUGCCGCCGUUCACAACCCACAGCUCCUACCCCAUGAGCAAUGUCAACACCCAAAGUAGCAACGGCAGGCAAUGGAUGGGAGGCAGGCAUCACCCAAGCGGAGGCAACACCAGCCCUCUGCAAGCCACCGUCUUGGACAAUGUGAACUCUAAGUUGGAGCAUGAUAUGAUGUCACCUCCUCCCCAAUACCCCUCCUCUCAGCAACUCCAUCAGAUGCAAGCGUUCCACUUUGCUGCCAUGCAGCAAGCCCAAGAACAGCAACCACCACAGCAGCAACCAUACGACUUCAGACAAUCUCAAUGCGAGUACCCAGCCCAGCAACACUCUCCUCAGCAGCAAGCGCAAAUGGACUUCUACAAUGCUAAUGCAGGGGCUACACCGGUCCAAAACAUGCCUCCUGCAUACCAAUACCCUCACACCUCCCCUCAGCGCUCACCAGCUUACGUAGACCUCACCGAACCUGCCACCACCAUGAUUCCCGAAUCCAGACCGUGGGACUCUUUCGCAGGUACAGUCAGAUCUUGAACAAACUUUAGAACUCUGUGGAUA